This is a messenger RNA of Trichosurus vulpecula (common brushtail), 2237 nucleotides long. RefSeq names its product angiopoietin like 4 (gene ANGPTL4). The coding region runs from base 128 to 1519 and encodes 463 amino acids. The transcript is spliced from 7 exons. The record is from RefSeq and is a predicted model, not a curated record. Gene Ontology annotation, biological process: triglyceride homeostasis. Lineage: Eukaryota; Metazoa; Chordata; Mammalia; Diprotodontia; Phalangeridae. Gene Ontology annotation, molecular function: enzyme inhibitor activity.
CAGCAGUCCAGGACGAACCGUGGGCGCACCUGAGAGUAAAGGAGAGUGGCAUUCCCUAGUGAGCCUCCAUCCCAGCUACAGCGCCCAGGCCGCCCUCUUGGAGCUCAGCACUCCCGUUAAUAGAGAGAUGCGUUGUCCCCCAAGCACAGGAGCUGCGCUGGUGCUAUGUGCCGCCACUGCGGGGCUGCUGGGCGCAGCCCCCGCCAGCGAGGUACGCCCGGGGGCCCCCGAACUCCGAGUGCCCCGCGCCCGGCCGGAGGCCAAGUGUGCCUCGUGGGACGAGGUGAACGUGAUCGCUCACGGGCUCCUGCAGCUCGGACAUGGGCUUCGGGAACACGUGGAGUGGACGCGGGACCAGGUAAAUGACAUCUAUCGCCGUCUCCACGCCCGUGACCCUCCUUGCGAAGACCCUCUGCGCCGCGCCCGUCACAGCCCUAAAGGCACCCAACUGCAAAGCCCCGAGGAGAGCUCCGUGGACUCGGCGGCUCAAGGCACUGACUGCCACUUGGAGCCGAAAGAGGUGGCCCAACAGAAGACCGAGCUCCAGCACCUAGAAGGGAAUGAUGGCCAGGGAGUAGAAACCAGCAUUGGGGGCGCCGCAUGGAGAGCUGUGCACAGUCUGCAGACCCAGCUUCGAGCUCAGAACAACAGAAUCGAGGAAUUGUUUCAGAAAGUGGCCCAGCAACAACAGCACUUGGAAAAGCAGAACUUGAAGAUUCAAACAUUGCAGAGGAAGCUCCAGGGCCUGUCUCCUUUACAGCUGGGGCAGAUACCACUAAGGCCUAUGGGAAAGAAGAACACCCUGAAGAUGGCUCGACACAUUCGUCCAGUCCCCAAUAGAAGUGACAAGCCUAAGCUGCCCCAGGAUUGCCAUCAACUCUUUCUGAGUGGAGAACGCCAGAGUGGACUCUUCCAAAUUCAGCCCCAAGGCUCUUCACCUUUCCUGGUGAACUGCAAGAUGACCCCAGAGGGGGGCUGGACAGUGAUCCAGAGACGCCUGAAUGGCUCAGUGGACUUUCACCAGCCCUGGGAAGCUUACAAGUCAGGCUUCGGAGACCCUAAUGGAGAAUUUUGGUUGGGUCUGGAGAAGGUACAUCAUAUCACUGGAGACCGAGGAAGUCGUCUUGCUGUACAGCUAUUAGAUUGGGAGGGCAAUGCCCAGUCUGUCCAGAUCCCCUUCCACUUGGGAGGAGAGGACACAGCCUAUAGCCUGAAGCUCACAGGACCAGUUGCUGGAGAGCUGGGUCCAGCCACAGAGGAUGGGAUAUCUUUACCCUUCUCUACUUGGGACCGUGAUCAUGACCUCAGGACAGACCUGAACUGUGCCAAGAACCUCUCUGGGGGCUGGUGGUUCAGUACUUGUGGCCAUUCCAAUCUCAAUGGAAAGUAUUUUCACUCCCUUCCCCGGCAACGGCACCAAAGGAAGCAGGGCAUCUUCUGGAAGACUUGGCGGGGACGCUACUACCCUCUACAGGCCACCACCAUGUUAAUCCAGCCCACAGAGGGUGCCACCUCCUAGCCUCAUUCUGAGAGCCUUGCAGGGCUAACAGAAAAGAGCCAGAGCUCCAUGGGCCAAAGACUCAACAUAAAUGCGAGAAGAGAACUCUUUCAGCCUCCCCUUUCCCAACACCCAUGGUGACAGCAGUCUCCCUGGACAUAUGCCUGGGCCAGGGUCAGGACUGAAAAAGGUACUUCAUUGAGAGAGGAAUAAGAGAGGAUCCAGGCCCAGCCUUGGAAUCUAGCUGGUCCCUCUUGAAGAGACACUGUUUACUCCUUUCUUCCCCUUCUUUAAUCUAUUGCCCACUUAAAGGUUAACCUAUGGUACCAACAGUACUAAUAGGCAAAGACUUUCCCUCUCCCCAUCCACCCUGUUACAUCUCUGUUACAGAGAAGAGUUUUAUGCACAAGUGAAUGGGAGGAGCUGGGUUGCCUGACCCUGGGAACUAGUGGGAAAGAAGCCCAAGUUCUGGGCUCAUGACUGACUAGGAGCCUUGCCUAGCUGUCUUCAGUCAUAUUGACUGGACUAGGAUAAUGGGACCAAGAACUGGGGGAUCUAGAAUGGUGACCUACCUCAGAGUGUCUCUAUUUCAAAGCCCAGCCCUGGGGCCUAGUGAGGGGUCAGGGUAAUUUGUAAAUGACUGCCUUGUAAAAAGAUUUCCUAUCUGUUGGGUUGUAGGGUCUGGCUGGGAUUACCAGGCCUCCUCAGACUUGUUUGUAAUAAAAGGAAUGAAAGAAUC